AUGUCAACCGAUGAGUUUUAUUCAGACAGAAAUGAUAGUCAAUCCGAUGAAACCUAUGCAACACCAAUUAGUCCUUUAUCACCACAAGAAAAAUCUCCACCACCUCCACCUUCACAACAACAGCAGCAGCAACAACAACUACUACCAUCACUCUUACUAACAUCAAUAACAAGUUUGAAUGAAGAAAAAGAAGACUUAAAUUCUAUUAAUGAAAUGCAAACAUUAAUGCAAUCGUCAAAUGAUUUAACAUUUCCGUUAGAAGAUUCUUGGACAUUUUGGUAUUUUAAAAAUGAUCGCAUGUGUGAUUGGAAAGAUAAUUUAAUUCAAAUUACAACAAUAUCAACAGUCGAAGCUUUUUGGUCCGUUUACAACCAUUUACAGUCAGCUAGUCGACUUGGUCAAGGUUGUGAUUAUUUUCUAUUCAAAACACAUAUUCAACCAAUGUGGGAAGAUCGAUACAAUCGUUCCGGUGGUCGAUGGUGUUUAAAUUUAAAUAAGAGUCAACGAACAAAUGAACUUGAUACAUAUUGGCUGCAUACAUUAUUAUCACUAAUCGGUGAUCAAUAUGGUGAAGAUGCACAUAAUGUUAAUGGUUGUGUAGUGUCAGUUCGCAGUAAAGGUGAUCGGAUAAGCUUGUGGACACGAGAUUGGAGAAGUGUUGACGUCACAAAGCGCAUCGGAAGUCGUUUUCGUGAAGUUGCUGAUAUUCCUCGUUCAAUGCAAUUAAUAUUUGAAAGUCAUGAAGAUCAAGAGUCAAAACGUGGUGCAUCGUCGAAAAUUCUUUUUCGCGCUUGA
Molecule: messenger RNA, 795 nt
Organism: Rotaria socialis
Lineage: Eukaryota; Metazoa; Rotifera; Eurotatoria; Philodinida; Philodinidae
Source: the annotation of a GenBank genome assembly